AUGUUGGCUGUCCGGAAUAUGAAAGUUGGCAUCUUCCUUUUGUGGUGGGGAUGGGUUUCGGCCACUGAAAGCAGAGUGCACUGGAAAGAAAGAGAAGCACCCGAGAUGCCUAAGAAAGGCAGCCCAAUUCUGAAACGAAGCCCUGACAUCACCAAAUCGCCACUGACAAAGUCAGAGCAGCUUCUGAGGAUAGAUGACCACGAUUUCAGCAUGAGGCCUGGCUUUGGAGGCCCGGCCAUUCCUGUGGGUGUGGACGUGCAGGUGGAGAGCUUGGACAGCAUCUCAGAGGUCGACAUGGACUUCACGAUGACCCUCUACCUGAGGCACUACUGGAAGGACGAGAGGCUGUCCUUCCCGAGCACCAACAACCUCAGCAUGACAUUUGACGGACGGCUGGUGAAGAAGAUUUGGGUCCCCGACAUGUUUUUUGUGCACUCCAAGCGCUCCUUCAUCCACGACACCACCACGGACAACGUCAUGCUGCGGGUGCAGCCCGACGGGAAGGUGCUGUACAGCCUCAGGGUGACAGUGACUGCGAUGUGCAACAUGGACUUCAGCCGAUUUCCCCUGGACACACAAACGUGCUCGCUUGAAAUUGAAAGCUAUGCCUACACAGAAGAUGACCUCAUGCUGUACUGGAAAAAAGGCAACGACUCCUUAAAGACAGAUGAGCGGAUCUCGCUCUCCCAGUUCCUCAUUCAAGAGUUCCACACCACCACUAAACUCGCUUUCUACAGCAGCACAGGCUGGUACAACCGUCUGUACAUUAACUUCACGUUGCGUCGCCAUAUCUUCUUCUUCUUGCUCCAAACUUACUUUCCUGCUACCUUGAUGGUCAUGCUGUCCUGGGUGUCCUUCUGGAUCGACCGCAGAGCAGUGCCUGCCAGAGUCCCCUUAGGUAUCACCACGGUGCUGACCAUGUCCACCAUCAUCACGGGCGUGAACGCCUCCAUGCCCCGCGUGUCCUACAUCAAGGCCGUGGACAUCUACCUGUGGGUCAGCUUUGUGUUCGUGUUCCUCUCCGUGCUGGAGUACGCGGCUGUCAACUACCUGACCACGGUGCAGGAGCGGAAGGAACGGAAGCUGCGAGAGAAGCUCCCCUGCACCUGUGGAUUACCGCAGCCGCGUGCUGUCAUGCUGGAUGGCAGCUACAGCGAUGGGGAGGUGAAUGACCUGGGCAACUACAUGCCUGAGAAUGGAGAGAAGCCAGACAGGAUGAUGGUGCAGCUGACCCUAGCUGCAGAGAGGAGCUCCCCGCAGAGGAAAAAUCAGAGGAGCAGCUACGUGAGCAUGAGGAUCGACACCCAUGCCAUCGAUAAAUACUCCAGGAUAAUUUUUCCAGCGGCAUACAUUUUAUUCAAUUUAAUAUACUGGUCUAUUUUCUCAUAA
Messenger RNA from Equus quagga, 1389 nucleotides. RefSeq names its product gamma-aminobutyric acid type A receptor subunit rho1 (gene GABRR1). The transcript has 9 exons. Gene Ontology annotation, biological process: monoatomic ion transmembrane transport; regulation of membrane potential; nervous system process. Gene Ontology annotation, cellular component: synapse; neuron projection; GABA-A receptor complex. Lineage: Eukaryota; Metazoa; Chordata; Mammalia; Perissodactyla; Equidae. Bases 1 to 1389 code for a protein of 462 amino acids. Gene Ontology annotation, molecular function: extracellular ligand-gated monoatomic ion channel activity; GABA-A receptor activity; neurotransmitter receptor activity. The record is from RefSeq and is a predicted model, not a curated record.